Molecule: messenger RNA, 660 nt
Organism: Iphiclides podalirius (scarce swallowtail)
Lineage: Eukaryota; Metazoa; Arthropoda; Insecta; Lepidoptera; Papilionidae
Source: the annotation of a GenBank genome assembly
AUGCUGUCACCGGCGCUUAUGAUACUCGUCGCCGCAUAUAACCUGCAUCACACAAAUGCUGCUUGGUUGAAGCAACGAGAUAACGAUAACAUAUUCUUCCCGGGUUCUAUCAUGGGCGAUGCCAAUAAGUUUGGCACCGAUGACAUCCCAGAGGAAUGCAGAGAUAAGACCUACUGCACCAUUAAGCCUCCAAGCUACCCAGAGGAACAUUUCAAUAAGAUGUUUAAAGGCGUGAAAACUUUGGCCCAACCAACGCUUGUACUAGAAUCGAUGCUAACGAAUCGACAAGGGGAUCCGGAUGAAAGAGACGAUUGCGAAAGCGAAGUAAAGUACGAGCCCCUUUAUAAUGUGCGUUCAAAGCGUGAUGGUGAAUGGAGGGUUGUCGUUCAAGGGCCAGGGGAGGAUUACGUCCAAAGAGUUCGCUUGGAAACUUGCACGAAUCCCGACGGUCCCUGUUUCAACGUAUUCCCGCCGACUUCCGACAUCAAAGUGUUCUGCAAGCAGAAAUACAACAAGUGGAAAGUUCUAGUGGCCAAAGGUGACAAUGAAACGGAGAAAAUUGAAGUUGACCUGCCAGUUUGCUGCUCUUGUCAGUACAAGUCUGCCCCUAUAGAGACCCGUUUUGGGAUCCCGCAAGCCAUGACCCCUGCGGUAAAGCCU